This is a messenger RNA of Mesorhabditis spiculigera, 831 nucleotides long. NCBI's taxonomy places the organism in Eukaryota, Metazoa, Nematoda, Chromadorea, Rhabditida, Rhabditidae. The record is from the annotation of a GenBank genome assembly.
AUGGGUGACAACAACGUCAACUUGACGCUCGACGAGAUCAUCAAGGGCCAGAAGGCCCGAGGCCAGAAAAACGCUCGCCAGGCGCGCACCCAGCAGACGCCGAGGCGCAAGUUUGGCGUGGGUGUUAGGAAGAUCGGCGCCAACCGCGGACGAAUCAUGAAGCGUAAUUUUAACAACAGCCCGCGUCAGGCGGUCCGCGCUGGCAACCAGAAGAUCUCGCCCAGCACGCAGAAACUCGUCGAGGAAUUGGCUCUGAAAACGGUGAAGAAGGUUCUGUCGAGCGGCACGAACCCGCGCAAUCAAUUGACCAAGAAGAUCCUCGCAAGGUCUGCACCGGCCCGAGCAUUGCCUCCGGGCCGCAACCGCUUGGCCACGCUGAUCGCUCGCCACCGUCUCGCCACCGCCCCUCGCAAGGCCGUUCAAGUGGUCGAAGAGGUGCGCCCGACUCAGGGAGGCCGGAAGCAAGUGAUCAUCAAGAGGAUCGCCCAGAAGGCGCCGAUCCAGAACCGUGUCGUGAUUCGCCGUGCCCCACAACAGCAGCGAAGCCGCAUCCAAUUCAACAAUGUGAAUGCGCGUCAGCUUGUCCGUCAAGCCAUGCGCGAGAACAACCGGCCCGUCCAGAAGCGUCAGCAACCACAACAGAAGCAGCAGGCGCCCGGUGGCCGUGCCAUGAAUGUGAAGAAUAACAAGAUGUUCUCGGCUCUGUUCGGCGGCGGCUCGCAGAAUAAUGCCGAGCGCCUCAACGCCAACGACAGCUUCCUGGACCGUCUCGGCGCCCCGUUCAGCGCAAGGGCCGCGGCUUUAACGCGAAGUAUAAGAAUGAAUACUGAU